AUGGCACAUACAAACGGAAGCACCUAUACCAACUUCAGUAGCCUCAACGGCCACCCGGGUCUCUCGGAUGAAGGCCUCCGUUCCCGUCGGGGGGAUUCGCAUCUGAAACCCGAGUUUCCACACCACAUCGACGAAGACGCCCUCUCGAGUGGUCGAUCCACGCCGCUACCACAAGAUGCCCCGCCGUCCAUGAAAUCGAUCCACCAGGCAAAGAAGCAGAAACGACGAAAGUUAUUCCCAACUGUUGACUACGAAGAACGUGUCAGCCAUUUCGACCCACAAUCCAAACAUCAUGAUUUUCGUGGCUUCUUUGCGUUAUUCUGGGUUGGGUUGUUCAUUAUGGUUUUGACGACUGGGGCAAGGAAUAUUAAGGAGACCGGGAGGGUGUUUAGGACUUCGAUCUUUUCGUUGUUUACGGACGAUAUCCAGGGUCUUGCGGUUUCGGAUUUGUUGAUGGUGGCUAGUACUUCGCUCACGUUACCGCUGCAUAAGAUGUGGCGGGCGAGGAGCUUUGGAGUGGGCUGGGGAAAUGGAGGGUAUAUUUGUCAAUACAUUUUGCAGUUCGUUUGGUUGACGAUGUGGAUUUAUUGGCCUUUUGCACGAGGAUGGGUUUGGACGCAUCAGGUGUUUUUCACGCUACAUACUCUUGUGCUUUUGAUGAAGAUGCAUUCGUAUGCAUUCUAUAAUGGGCAUCUAUGUGAAACGGAAAAGAAGCUUCACCAAUUGGAUAAGAACACACUAAGCACGGAAUCGAAGUCGGAUACUGCUCUUCGCGAGGUGCUUGCCUACGAACUUACGUCGCCGACAGGGCUAACACAGUAUCCGAGAAACCUCACAUGGUCGAACUAUCUGGACUAUCUGUUAUGUCCCACACUGUGUUACGAGAUCGAGUACCCAAGGACACCGAGAGUGAGGUGGAAUAUCGUGGCUGAAAAGGCAGCGGCUGUGUUCGGGUGCGUUUUCUUGCUCACUUUGACAUCUGAAGAGUUCAUUGCUCCAGUGAUGAGAGAUGCGACUGCCCGAUUACAGGAACAGCAUACGAUAUUGGAUGCCUUGUUAGUAUUGGGGGAGAGCAUCAAUAGCCUUCUCUUUCCGUUUAUGGUUUCAUUCCUGCUGGUUUUCUUGGUGAUAUUCGAGUACGUUUUAGGCGCAUUCGCCGAGAUUACUCGCUUUGCCGACCGACGGUUUUAUUCUGACUGGUGGAACUCGUGCAAUUGGUUAGAGUUCUCCCGGGAGUGGAAUAUCCCUGUCCAUCACUGGUUCAAGCGACACGUCUAUGGGGCAUCCCGCGAGCAUGUGUCGCGCACGGUUGCGACGUUUAUAACAUUUUUGAUAUCAUCGAUACUGCACGAGCUGGUGUUAUUCUGCUUGGUGAAGAAGGUUAGGGGGUAUGGAUUUGUCUGUCAGAUGCUGCAAUUACCGAUCGUGAUGUUCCAGAGUCUACCUUGGUUGAGCAGGCAGAGAACGCUGUUGAACUGCUUCUUCUGGAUCAGCAUGAUCCUUGGAUUGAGCACGAACUGUGCGCUUUAUGUUUUGUUCUGA
Molecule: messenger RNA, 1542 nt
Organism: Orbilia oligospora ATCC 24927
Lineage: Eukaryota; Fungi; Ascomycota; Orbiliomycetes; Orbiliales; Orbiliaceae
Exons: 5
Coding region: 1-1542 (513 amino acids)
Biological process (GO): ergosterol metabolic process
Cellular component (GO): endoplasmic reticulum membrane
Molecular function (GO): ergosterol O-acyltransferase activity
Source: RefSeq, a predicted model, not a curated record